Grus americana (Whooping crane) is the source of this 3060-nucleotide messenger RNA. It is a transcript of the gene SYT10, whose product is annotated as synaptotagmin 10. Gene Ontology annotation, biological process: regulation of dopamine secretion; regulation of calcium ion-dependent exocytosis; calcium-ion regulated exocytosis. Gene Ontology annotation, molecular function: clathrin binding; syntaxin binding; calcium ion binding. NCBI's taxonomy places the organism in Eukaryota, Metazoa, Chordata, Aves, Gruiformes, Gruidae. The record is from RefSeq and is a predicted model, not a curated record. The transcript is spliced from 7 exons. Bases 98 to 1666 code for a protein of 522 amino acids. Gene Ontology annotation, cellular component: membrane.
GCCGCUCCGCCCCGCUCCGCUCCCCGCGGGAGGCUGCGCGGGUCGGGCGCGGAGCCGUCCCGCACCGGCCAUGGCCUAGGGGCGGCCGGGGCAGAAGAUGAGUUUCCCCGCGGAGGACGGCGUGGGCAGCCUCUGCCACAAGGCGCUGCAGAUCAUCUCGGAGCUGUGCCUGGGCGGGCAGGUGGAGCGGGAGAAGUGCGCCGGCAUCUUCCCCCUGGAGACCGCCCGCCAGGGCAUCGGCGGCACAGACAUCUCAGUCAGUCUGUUAGCAGUAGUCGUCAGCUUCUGUGGGCUCGCCUUGCUGGUAGUCUCACUUUUUGUCUUUUGGAAAUUGUGUUGGCCUUGCUGGAGAAGCAAACCUCUCACUUCCAAUGCCAGUAAUGUCCCUCAGAGCAACUCCAGUGCUCCUACGGAGGUUUUUGAGACCAGUGAGAAAAAGGAAGUUAAAGAAAAUGGGAAGCCUACAACAAAGGUACUUGAAGCCGCGUUGAAAAUCAGCCACACUUCACCUGAUAUACCAGCAGAGGUCCAGAACGCGCUGAAAGAGCAUCUGAUCAGACAUGCACGCAUGCAGAGGCAGAUCACUGAGCCCACAUCGUCAUCAAGGCACAAUUCUUUCAGGCGACACUUGCCAAGGCAGAUGCAAGUGUCCAGUGUUGAUUUUAACAUGGGGACAGAUCCGAUUUUGCAAAGGGGAGAGACAACGACCAGCAUUGGGAGAAUAAAACCAGAACUCUACAAACAGAAGUCCGUGGAUUCUGAUGGGCAACAAGAAGAUGUGAAAACAUGUGGAAAACUUAACUUCACUCUCCGGUAUGAUUAUGAGAAUGAGCUUCUGGCUGUCACAAUUGUCAAAGCCUUAGAUCUGCCUGCUAAAGACUUCACAGGAACAUCCGACCCCUACGUCAAGAUUUAUCUGCUUCCAGAUAGGAAAAAGAAGUUUCAGACGCGAGUUCACAGAAAGACAUUAAAUCCUGUCUUUGAUGAAACCUUUCAGUUUCCUGUAGCCUAUGAUCAACUCAGCAACAGGAAAUUGCAUUUCAGUGUUUAUGAUUUUGACAGAUUUUCUAGACAUGACAUGAUUGGGGAAGUUAUUCUUGAUAACCUUUUCGAAGUCUCAGAUCUCUCCAGGGAAGCCAAUGUAUGGAAAGACAUCCACUGUGCUACCACAGAAAGCAUAGAUUUGGGUGAGAUCAUGUUUUCCCUCUGUUAUUUGCCUACUGCUGGGAGAAUGACAUUAACAGUCAUCAAAUGUAGGAAUCUCAAAGCAAUGGAUAUAACUGGCGCAUCAGAUCCAUAUGUCAAAGUGUCACUGAUGUGUGAGGGUCGAAGACUGAAAAAGCGGAAAACGACCACGAAGAAGAACACGCUCAAUCCCGUUUAUAACGAGGCCAUCAUCUUUGAUAUCCCUCCAGAGAAUGUAGACCAGGUCAGCCUCUCCAUUGCAGUGAUGGAUUACGAUCGAGUAGGGCACAAUGAGGUCAUUGGGGUAUGUCGGACGGGAAUUGAUGCUGAAGGGCUUGGAAGAGAUCAUUGGAAUGAAAUGUUGGCUUACCCACGUAAACCAAUAACUCACUGGCAUCCACUGGUAGAGUUACCUGGCCGAGCAACCAGUUUUGAUAGCCAGGGAUCUUGUUCAUCACCAAAACCACCGCUUACGCCCUAGGGAACAAGAGUGGAUUCAUCGUGUUCAGUGUCCAAAGCUCCCUUGUAGCUCACGUCUACAUAAAUAGAAGGUUUGGCUUCUGCAGAUGAACUGUAUCCAUAUUUUUUUAUUAAAAUACAUUUUUCCUAUUCUAAGUCUUAUAUUACAGUUUAUAAUAGUUUCUUAAAUGUAUGAAUGAAGUUGAAUUGAGCCAAAUGUAACCCUUCCUCAUAUAAAUUCAUUCACCUGUUUUCUCGCUCGCAUAUAUCCAGUGUCAUAUCCAAGCAGUGUUUUGAUAUGACCUAUAACUUUGCAUAGACAAAGAAAUCAGAAAAAAAAAAAUAAUCCCGUAAGCAAUUCAAAACCACUGCAGCUUGUAAUGCCUAAUUCUCUUGAGGGAGAGCAAAUAGUCAUAUAUAGCUCUUGUAGUAAAUUUCUUCGAAAUUGCACUAAAUCCUGUAUGACUUCUCAAGAUAACACUUUGAACUGAAUGUUGCAUGAAAAAAACAACUGUUGUCGUGUUUUGAGUGUUUGGAAAGUCAGUUAAUUCCUUGGGCAGGGAGGAAGGGCUGAUCAAAAGCCCACUGAAGCUGAUGAGAAGGACCCUACUGGCUUCACUGGGUUUUAGCUCAGCCUUUAUGGAACAGGAUUCACAACUGGAUCUAUGCAGUUAUAAUCUUCCAGCAAUCAAGAUGCCUGCUGGACCUACAGGAACUCGUUAGCUUGUCCAGCAAAACAACCAGGCACGUGUGCCCAGGCAGGUGGCUGUACUCAGCGGCUGUUUUGCUUCAGCUACCCACCGGCUGAUGAAGAGCUAGCUGGGAUAUCUCUGCAUGGCGCUGAGCAGCACACGCACGGGUAUCGUGGUGGAAAGCAAAUACGUCUGCAAUGAAUUGUGUGGAAAUUUACGUAGUUCCACAGAGAUAUAGGCGUCUCCUGAUGAGGUGCAUCCAGGCCCUUCAAAAUAGCCCAUUUGCUGCUGCCAUUGUGCAGUCCAUAUUCGGUCUUCAUGCAGGUCAAACUGUAGGUGAGAGAAUGCUCUGAAGGAAUUUAUUUAAUGUAUUUUAGCUGUUCAAAAAAUUGACCAAAAACUGCAAUUACAAAGAACAUUUUUCUGAUUCUUGAUUUAGUGUGACAGUAUUAGAUUUCUUUGAAGUUAUUUUGACUGAUAGCUCACGCGGAGUAGUUUCUGGUCCCUGGCUGGAUGCUCUAGAAUUAUAUGUCAAAUAUGAAUUUGAGAUACAUUUUAUGCCAAUAUAUGAAGAGAGAAAUUGAAAUGUAACAAUUUUAUAAACUAGUAAAAUCAUUUAUUAGAAUACACAGUGACAGCAAAUUCAAAAAAGUGUUGGCUAAAGUGAGCUGUUUUAAAAACUGGAAGAGAACUACACAUUGUUUUGUGGAUUUAGCUCUUUUUA